AUGCUACAGAACGACGAAGACCGCACGUCGUUAACGACAAUAGCAGAUGAUGAAGAGGCUGAAUUAGACCAAAUGGAUGAACAUUUUUCUCUUCGUCAAGGUGCACAGAGUGAUGAUCAUUCACCAACUUCUACACUUGAUCUCGCUACCACCAAGUCAAUCAAGACGAUGAAAUGUCCGAAACCUACUAAAUUAACUACUACAACUACUGACUUGCAUACUGGUCAUACCAAAGGAGCAUUACGUCAAGGUGUUGCACCUGACUUGUUAUCGAUUGAAUGUAUUGGAUUAAUAUCUCAAUAUGCAGCAGUUGGACUUGUUUAUGGUGUUUUACCUAGUACUAUUACACCAUUUUUAACCUACUAUUUAAAUAUGGAAGGUACUAUGACAACCUCCGCUCGAGCAUUAAUUUCAAUUCCAUGGAGUUUUAAAGUUUUUAUUGGUGUUAUUUCGGAUUGUAUACCACUAUUUGGCUAUCGAAGAAGACCAUAUAUGGUAUUAGGCUGGUCUGUAACAGUUGUAUGUCUAUUAAUGAUGGCCAUGUCAACAAUUGAAGCUCCAUAUUUUCCUGAUCCAGCAAUGAGAAAUAUUAAACCAAUUGAUUAUUCACCUGAGAUGAUUCAAUCACUGAAUAAAAAUGCACCUAGUAGUGGAGCAAAAUAUAUUGUACUCAUGAUGUUUGCUACACUUGGAUAUCUAUUUGCAGAUGUCGCAGCAGAUGCUGUGGUGGUGGAAUAUGCACAACGUGAACCAGAAGAAAUACGUGGACGCACUCAAACGGCAAUUUAUACAGUCCGGACGCUGUUUAAUGUACUUGCUCAAGCUAUUACAGGUUUUGGACUGAGCUCGUCGGAUUAUGGUGGCAGUUUUGAGUUUGGACUCUCGUUUCCAGAUGCAAUGUUAUUAUUGGCAAUAUUCUGUCUGCCUGUUAUUCCAAUGACGUGGAUGUAUGUACGUGAAGAAGUUGUAAAGGAACGACAAACGUUUCAAAAAUACAUUGGUGAAUUGUGGGGUGCCAUCCAGAGUCGUGCGGUAUACCAGGUGAUUGCCUACAGUUUCCUAUCAGGUGUAUUUAGUGGAUUUACUUAUGUGGCUCAGGACCCAAUGACAUCGUAUUGGGUCCACGCAACGAGCUUCAAUUUGAGUCUGAGCAGCAUUUUUGGUAGCUUUGUGACAGUGAUCACGCUUACGAUGACGGGAAAGUAUGGACUGCAUUGGAAUUGGCGGACGAUGCAAGUGGUGACUAUGGUGAGUGUAAUUGUACUCGACGCCAUGUGCACCAUGCUAGUAACGUGGAACAUUGUUCGUAAGCAGUGGUUUUGGCUGGGCGUAUCGGUUGUUGAGGCAGUGCCGGAUGCUGUUGGUUUCAUCAUUUCGACAUAUGUGGUCGUCGAGCUAGCCGGCCAUGGCAACGAAGGAGCGAUAUAUGGCUUAUUGACCACAGUGAGCAACUUAGGUGGGCCAUUUGCCCUCACGCUGACAAAGAACGUGAAUGCAGCUUUUAAGGUAUAUAACGAAGACAUUUUGAACGACACGGAGGAGGUGCGUCGCGACGUGACCAUUACUAUCUUGAUUUCAUAUGCGAUGAAACUCCUGGCACUUGCUUUUCUACCUUUGUUGCCCCGCCAAAAGUCUGAAGCGCAGGCUUUGAAAAAGUUGGGUGGCAGCAGUCGCUGGAUGGGCACGCUUACUAUCUCAUAUUUAUCGUUUGCGUUAGUAUGGGCGAUUUUAACAAAUUUGCUCGGUAUCUUCGAAAGCACUCGGUGCUGGGUCAUUACAGGUGGGUGCAAAGAGUAA
Messenger RNA from Peronospora belbahrii, 1797 nucleotides. The record is from the annotation of a GenBank genome assembly. Lineage: Eukaryota; Oomycota; Peronosporomycetes; Peronosporales; Peronosporaceae.